Molecule: messenger RNA, 1715 nt
Organism: Sclerotinia trifoliorum
Lineage: Eukaryota; Fungi; Ascomycota; Leotiomycetes; Helotiales; Sclerotiniaceae
Source: the annotation of a GenBank genome assembly
AAAUCUGGGAAUUCGCCAUAUCUAUACAAGAAGCACGCAAUUGACCACCCAGAGUAGAUCUACGGAUGCAGCCAAACCGAAACUUGCCGUGAUUGCAUUGAAAGAUUGAGUGACAAAUGUAGUACGCAAUAUUCAGAUAUGAGGUAAAAUAAAUAACGAUAAGUAGACAUCGUCCCCCGCUCAUCUUCCUCUCUAUCAUUCAACCUUAGUCCUCCAUUUUCGAUCCUUUGGAAUACCUUCACUUGUUAUUUCUUUACCUCAUUGCGUUUCAGAGAUUGUAAAAAUGGCUCCUUCACUUCUUGAUACCCAACCUACAGCACCCCACCAACUUUCCUCUCCAUCCCAAAGAACCGUCGAUCGUAAAGUCUUCCCAGAUGGUAUCAAAACCUCGGGCCAACAUCCACCUUUAUAUGAUCAAUUGAGACCAUACUCUGAUUUCCCUAAAGAAAUCACCGGAGAAACAGUUUGGAAAGCAGAAGAUUAUAUUAAUAACCCAGAAAGAUGGGUUCAUGUCUUCAACGAGGAAGAAAUUGCUGAAUUGAGCAAUGUGGCGGAUAAGUUUAUUCAGGAUAAGAUUCCUCUGACCGGUAUUUCUCAGGUACGUGGUUGGUGUCACAUUACCAUGCUGGAUGAUAGCUAGCUAUCCGAGCACGAAUUGUGAACUUCUCGACUAAUUCAACACAGGAUACUUUCCGUCUCUCAAACCUCUCUACUUUACUGGCAUCCAUCCGAACGGAAAUCUUAAACGGGAAAGGUUUUAUCCUCUUCAAAGGAUUUCCCGUCGAGGAGUGGGGAAACCAUAAAUCUGCCGUUGCAUAUAUGGGAUUGGGAACAUACCUUGGAUAUUUCGUCAGUCAAAAUGGUCGAGGCCACGUUCUUGGGCAUGUUAAGGAUCUAGGCGAAGAUUCAACUCAGAUUGAUAAAGUUAGAAUUUAUAGAACAAAUGCUCGGUUAGUCCAUAUUUCAUUCAAGGGCUAUAAUCAAAGACUAAUGAUGCCAGACAAUUCUUCCACGCUGAUGACUCUGAUAUCGUUGGCCUUCUCUGCAUUGCACGAGCACUUGAAGGCGGAGAAUCUGAUAUCGUUUCUUCGCAUCACGUCUGGAACACUUUACAAAAAGAACGUCCUGAUGUGGCAGAAACACUUACCAAACCUAUCUGGUAUUUCGACCGAAAGGGCGAAGUUAGUGUUGAUGAAGAACCAUACAUCAAGACCUCCAUCUUCUACCUCGAAACCGGCGCUAAUGGUCGUGUAUACUCGAAAUGGGAUCCAUAUUACGUGAAAUCUUUGAGUCGAUUCUCAGACGCUGGAGUCAUCCCACCAUUAUCACCCGAACAAGUUGAAGCUGCUAAAGUUUUGGAAGAAACUUGUCAUCAAUUGAGAUUACAUAUGAUACUUGAGAUUGGCGAUAUUCAAUUCUUAAGUAAUGAGCAUGUACUCCAUGCUCGCACAGAAUACAAGGAUCAUGCACCACCAGCACCGAGAAGACAUUUGAUGAGGUUGUGGUUGGCAACGCCGGAGAGUGAGGGGGGAUGGAAAUUACCGUUUCAUGAUUCGAAGGAGAAGAAGAGAGGUGGUAUUCAAGUUAACGAUCAGGCUCCUGUUGCACCACUAGAUGCUGAAUAGAUUUUGGAGAUAUCAAUGUUAUUAUAGGUAGGAUAAUUUCGUCGAUGACAAAAAUAAAUUCUCGAAUAUAUCAACUUCCAUGUUUCCCUA